AUGACUAAUAUAUUAUUAUUAUUAAUAUUUAUUUAUAUUGAAUGGAAGAAUAAGAUAGUAGAUAAUAUCUAGCUUCUAAAGUACAUCCGCUUUUUGAGAAAAUAUUAAUUGAAUUGCUAAUCACAAAACCUGAAGAUCCUGUAAUAUGGCUAGAAUGAUAAUAAGGUUGAAUUUAUGAGUUAAUGGCUGCUUACAACAGGAUAACAAUACAGACCUUAAGAAAAGUAAAAUGCACCAUUCUCAAGUACCAUUCCUGCUUAAUUUCAAAAUUCAAUGCAAUCGGGCACUCCUAGAAGAAGUUAAGUUUAAUCUUUACAAAACCCUUUGUUGAAUCGAUAGUAAUCAAAUUAAUAAGGAUCAAAUCAUCAUAUUUCUAAUCUUUAAUCUAAUUAAUAAAUAUCUCAUUAACAUUCAAGUUAACCGAUCAAUAGCCAACAUGAAAUAAAUAGUUAAUAAUUGUUACCUUAAAACUCAUCAAAAUAAGGAUUAGAAUAAAGUGAUUUUCAACAAAAAAGUUUUGAAGCAAGUUAACAUGAUGCAGAAAAUCAUUUUGAUGUUGAUCCUAAAUUUGGUUCUGGUGAUUAACUCAGUCCUUCUCCAAUUAUUGCUGACCCAAAAAAACAUGUACAUCCACUUUAAAAAUAAUAAUCUGUAUUAACACAAAAAUUUUAACCAUAAAGUAACAAUAACAAAUCAUUCAAAAAAUCUUCAACUUAAUCAAACCCCAUGUUGAUAUAGCCUGUAACAAUCAAAACAACUCAACCAUAAAUUUUAAUUAAUAAUACUCCUAGAGAAUAAUCCUUGUAAUAAAUGAAAUAAUCUUAAGAAAAUUCUAAUUAAUAAAGCUAAUAAAGAUUGAUACAAUCACGAGAUGAAUAAGAAAGUUAAUAAUUUAAAAGAAAUUCUCUUACAGAAAGUAAAGAAUAACUAUUAAAAUAAUAAUCACAAUAAUAAUAAUAGCAAUAAUAAUAAUAAUAAUAAUAAAAAUAAUAACAAUAACAAUAAUAACAAUAAUAAUAAUAAUAAUAAUAAUAAUAAUAAUAAUAAUAAUAAUAAUAAUAAUAACAAUAAUAAUAAUAAUAAUAACAAUAACAAUAAUAAUUACAAUAAUAACAAUAAUAAUAAUAAUAAUAAUAACCAUAACAACAAUAAUAAUAAUCGCAAUAAUAAUAGCAAUAAUCUUUAUCAAUAAUAAAUUAAGCGUAAUAAUAAGAAUCUAUGAUAUAAAGUUAAAAUUAACAUUAAUCCUAAGUUAAUUCAUAAAUAAAAUCCUUAAAUAAUUUUAAAGUUAUUCCUAAAAAUAAAGAUUAAUAUUCUAGAGUUAUUAAAAAGAUGAAUGGUUGCUAUAUGUUUAAACACUUAAAUGAAUAGUAAAAAGAUAUUGUUGCAAAAGCAAUGGAAGAGAAAAAAUUUAAGUAAAUAAGUUUUAAUUUACUUUAGACCUAAGGAUAUCAUAAUAAAGCAAGGUGAUGAAGGAGACUAAUUAUUUUUAGUUGAUUAGGGUCUUCUAGAUUGUUAUAUAAAAAGUAAACAAAGUCAUGAAGAAAAAAUUAUUAAAUCUUAUAAACCUGGAGAUUUUUUUGGUGAAAUGGCCUUAUUAUAUAAUCAAAAAAGAGCUGCAACUAUAAUCACCGAUACUAUAUCUGUAUUGUGGGUACUUGAUAAAGAAACAUUUGAUGCUUUUAUUAAGUAACCUGUUCUUGAGAAACGUUAAAAGUAGACAAUUUAUUUAUUUUAUUUUUAGAUAUGAUUAAAUUUUACAAUAAUUUAAAAUUUUGUAGACAAUUGAUCCAUACAUUAGAUAAUAAAUUGCUGAUGCUCUACAUGUUGUCACUUUUAAAGCCUAGGAUAUUGUUUUUAAAUAAAAAGACAAAGGAGAUUAUUUUUAUUUAAUAUAAGAGGGUGAAUUGAAAGCAUUUAAAUAAGGAGAAGAAGAUGAUGAAGAAAAAUGCGUGUGUACACUUGAAAAAUUUGAUUAUUUUGGAGAAUUAGCUAUGUUAAAAGAAAUUAACAGAUAAGCAACAAUAGUUUGUGAAACUGAUUGCAUCCUAUUAGGAUUAGAUAGAUAAUCAUUCAAAUAGCUGUUAGCUCCUAUACAUGUAUAAUUUAUUAUUAUUAAUAGUAAAUAUUAAAAUAAGAAACAGUUAGGUAUGUAAACUUUAGUUUUAAUUGA
Messenger RNA from Paramecium sonneborni, 2173 nucleotides. The record is from the annotation of a GenBank genome assembly. Lineage: Eukaryota; Ciliophora; Oligohymenophorea; Peniculida; Parameciidae.